This is a messenger RNA of Didymodactylos carnosus, 1410 nucleotides long. Lineage: Eukaryota; Metazoa; Rotifera; Eurotatoria; Philodinida; Philodinidae. The record is from the annotation of a GenBank genome assembly.
AUGAAUCCACUAGAAAAUCUUAUGAACAACCGCACGAGUAUGUCGUAUGAAAGAAUGACUAGUUUGAACGAUAGUAAUCUACCUGAUCAUAUUCUGGCCGAUUAUCUAUUCCCUGGUGUGAGUACUCCUUCUACAGUUGACACAAUCCCUAUUCAACGACAGCGAUCACAUUCACUAACGCCAACGUAUAACACUCACAUAUCAAACUCAAGUAUAACGUUUACUUCGUUACCGAACAUACUUCAAUCUAAUUACGUUGCAUGCGAAACGGUCAUACCUUUAUGGAUUGUUCCUUCUCGAACAUUAUCAAUCACUAGUUUCCAUCAAACCGACGACGAUGAAGAUGAUAUACCAUUCGGUAUUGAUGAAGUGUACAAUGAAGUCGUUCGUCAACGUGUCUACAGGAUAUUCGGUGAAGAUUUCACGGUGGGACCAGACUAUUAUGAAUUAGAAUUCAUUGGACGUGGAUCAUAUGGUAUUGUUACUCGAGCUAAACAUGAUCAUCUUGGUGAUGUAGCGAUAAAAAAGAUUAAAUUAAAUUAUAAAAUUUCAACUAUAGAAGAAAAGUAUGAGCAUUAUAAAAGAAUUUAUCGAGAAACGAUUAUAUUAAGUAAACUGGAUAAAAAUGAAGGUGUCGUUCAACUAUACGACAUUCUUCUGAAUUCUCAAAAUUAUGAUGAAUUCAAGGAGAUCUAUUUAGUACAAAAUCUUCUGGAAGAGGAUUUACAGCGUGCAAUGACGAAAAAUAAACCGUUAGACAUCCAACAUAUCAUGUACAAAAUAUUAACAGCAAUUAAACAUUUUCAUUCAGCCAACGGAGACUGGUCUCAUCGGUUAACACAAAAAAUGGACAAUGGAGUUGGUACGUAUAGUUAUUGUGCACCAGAAUUACUAUUAAGUUGUCCAAAUUAUACAAAAUCGGUUGAUAUGUGGUCGACAGGAUGCAUUUUUGGAGAGAUAUUAUUAAGAAAAAAAUUGUUCAGGACUAUUUAUGAUAACGGAAUUUUAGUAUUGAACGACAUUUUACAAUUGACUGGUUUACCUGUGUUAUCUGAUGAUCUUGACUGGUUACCAGAAGAUCGUCGGCAAUUUUUUAUUGAAUAUUUUAAUACACGAUCUCCACAAAUAGCACAGUUUCAAAAUACAUUCCAGACACUAACCGAUCAAAACGCAUUCGAUCUUCUCCAGAAAUUAUUAAUAUUUAAUCCCUAUAAGCGUCUGUCAGCUGAUCAAGCCCUUUCACAUCCCUAUUUUGACAAUUAUAUUGUCGAAACAUCUGAUUUACUAUCGAAUGAUCAAUUGUUGAUGAAUUUAAAUCAUUUGAAUACACAGAACGAUAUUAAACAAUAUUUACUUAAUGAACUACAAGAUACAGCGGCACAAUUAAGAGUUAAACAUAAUAUAACAUGA